AUGAAGAUGUUGGUCGACGGCGGGGCCGGCUUGAAUCCGAUUUCUCCCAAGGUGCUCGACAACCUUCAGAUUGCAGAUGAAGAGCUCAAGGUUACUGGUACUUUCCAAGGGAUCAACCCCGACACGAGUCAUCCUAAGGGGAAGAUCACACUCCUGGUAACAUUUGGAGGAGAGUUAAACUACCGAACUGAGAAGGCCAUGUUCGAUGUGGUUGAUCUCCCUCUGCCUUACAAUGGAAUCAUUGGUCAUCCAGCCCUGGCAAAAUUCAUGGCGGCAUCCCACUAUGCCUACAAUACACAAAAAUUGCCAGGGCCGAUGGGUGUCAUUUGCAUUCCAUCGGAAAAGAAGGACGCAAUCAUAUGCGUGGAUAGUAUCGAGAAGCAGUUGCUGCUGAAGCCACGGAAGCUAUCGCUCCCGCCAAGGAAAGGAAAAAGGAAAGAACACUAG
Molecule: messenger RNA, 447 nt
Organism: Aegilops tauschii subsp. strangulata
Lineage: Eukaryota; Viridiplantae; Streptophyta; Magnoliopsida; Poales; Poaceae
Source: RefSeq, a predicted model, not a curated record